AUGUCUACUCAAGACGCGCGCAGUAUUCUGUUCACACAUACUCGUCCCCAGCAGGGGUUCCGGUUAUUGGAACUAACCCCGGAACUGGAGGAACUACUAACAUCGAAAGAUGCACCUGUACUCGAACUCAAAUCACCCUCUACAGCCCUCGCCCAAGCAGUAGUCGAUCCCACCGCCCACGACUAUGUCAACCUCUGUACACCAACACAAACAUUCCGCAUCCGCCAAGUCCAAUCCUCAAACUCCUUGCACAUCCUCCGCCCAAGCCGCGGCGAAAUCUCCCAAGCAGACAUCAAAGUCGUCGAACCAGAGGCCGAAACAGGCGCUUUGAACCUCCCCGAUGAAGCGGUAACAGCCAUCGCAAAAUGCUCGUCGACACUGGAAUUACACACCCCACCAGGAGGCUUCUCGGCUGUUCCAUUCUUGGAGAAAACUCUGCGAUUGUAUGAUCGGCGCAGCGACGAUGAUCCGGAUACAGAGAUGGGUGAUUCUGCCGACUCAACAGGCCCGCUGGGAUCAGAGGAGAUGAAAGAGAUCCGAGCGCGCGUGUGUCAGGACAUCCCCGUGUCGACAGCGCAGUGCGAGCAGGGCUGGAUGGAGCUUUGCGCGUUUGUGGAUGGGGGCGAAGAGGUGGCAUGCUGGCGGCCAUCGGCACGGUCUCGCUUGCGUGUUUGGAAGCGGUUGGUUGAGGGUGCUGUUUUACAGGGGAUUGAUCUUGAGAAACAGUUCCUUGUUGGGGACUUGUGGAAGUCUGUUCUGGAUGAGGAUGACGAGCAGGAACCGCCGUUCCCUCGUGCGUUGCUUGAGGCUGUUGUGAGAAGGAUUUGCAUUGCGGAUGAGAGGCCGCCGUUGGCGGAUGAUAUCAAGUGGGCGAGCUUUGAUAAGAUUGAGUGUACGCAAUGGGUUGGGGAGACGUAUUUGGCAGCUACUGCUCCCACCACCUCCUCUGCUAUUGGAAGAAGUGAAUUCCUUCGUGCGUGGAAAGACUGUCUUCCUGAGUCUUGGAGAGGAGAGGCGCUGCUAUCCAAAUUGACGAAUGGCUGCUACAGUAGUCCCGACCCUACGACCAUCUACUUUGUUGAACCCUCGCAACGGCAGCAAAGCAGCAAAGCCACUCCCACUGCUCCUGCUACCGCUGCAAAAGCUAAGACCACCAGGAAUUGGCAUGAACUGCUCAAAAAUCGUCGUUGA
This is a messenger RNA of Penicillium paradoxum, 1191 nucleotides long. RefSeq names its product putative sister chromatid cohesion protein Dcc1. Gene Ontology annotation, biological process: maintenance of mitotic sister chromatid cohesion; mitotic sister chromatid cohesion. NCBI's taxonomy places the organism in Eukaryota, Fungi, Ascomycota, Eurotiomycetes, Eurotiales, Aspergillaceae. The transcript is spliced from 4 exons. The record is from RefSeq and is a predicted model, not a curated record. Gene Ontology annotation, cellular component: chromosome, centromeric region; chromatin; Ctf18 RFC-like complex. The coding region runs from base 1 to 1191 and encodes 396 amino acids.